AUGGGCGAUCAUGCGAAGGAUUCUGUGCCUCCCGACUACGAGCAAGCUCGAGCGCGGUUGGACAAUCCUGGUCUGGGCAGCAAGAUGAAGAAGGAACUGACCGUUGUUAUCAAGCUCGGAACCUCGUCCAUUGUCGACGAGGUGACACACGAACCGCUGCUUUCCACUCUCUCCACCAUCGUCGAGACGGCAGUCAGUCUUCGUCAUGAUGGCCACCGCGUCGUCAUUUGCUCCUCCGGGGCCAUUGGCAUGGCUCUGCGACAGAUGAAUCUGGAGCGCCGGCCGAAGCACCUCCCACAAGUCCAGGCUCUCGCGGCGAUAGGACAAUGCAAGCUCAUGGCCAUGUGGGAUCAGCUCUUCAUGCACAUGCGUCAGCCUKUGGCCCAGAUCUUGUUGACGAGGAAUGACAUUGCAGACCGCACGCAGUAUCUCAAUGCUCAAAACACCUUCACGGAACUACUCAACAUGGGCGUUAUCCCGAUUGUCAACGAAAACGACACACUCUCCGUGCAGGAGAUCAAAUUCGGCGACAACGACACACUCAGUGCCAUCACUGCGGGCAUGGUUCACGCAGACUAUCUCUUCCUCAUGACGGACGUGGACUGCCUGUACGACAAGAACCCUAGAACACACCCCGACGCCAAGGCGAUUGAGGUGGUGGAAGAGAUUGCAGACCUCGUGGCGGAUACUGCCGGCGCCGGUAGCUCGCUUGGAACAGGUGGUAUGAGUACAAAGAUUGUAGCCGCGAGGCUUGCAACCGCUGCGGGCGUGACUACUGUCAUAACGAGAAGCAGCAAACCCGGAAACAUCAGCGCCAUUGUGAGAUAUGUGGAAGCCCUAAAGCGUGCUGCUCGGAGUCUAGAAGGAAGUGCAGAGCUACCGCCGAAUGAGGCGGCCGAAGAACUCCAGCAUCAAAAGACUGCUGUUCUCAACGGCACGGCGGACCUUCACUUGGACGAGCCUAUCAUCGCCCCACUCCACACUCGCUUUCUCCCUGACCUCCAUCCUAUUCGAGAUCGCUACUUCUGGCUACUACAUGGCCUCACGACUCAUGGAAGUGUAUAUGUUGACCCAGGCGCAUAUGCCGCGCUCGUUGCCAAAACCGGUUUACUGCCGGCCGGUGUUGUUGACGUUGAGGGACACUUUGGASAACAUGAGUGUGUCUCGAUCAAGGUGCUCCCUUCCCGCCGCGCAUCAUUAAGCGAAGCCGAGGACGUUGGCAAAAUGAUCGUAAACUAUUCCGCCAUUGAGAUUAAGCGGAUUCGCGGUGUGAAGAGCAACCAGAUCUCAGAGAUCAUAGGUUACGCGGACUCGGAGUACGUUGCUGUACACGAGAGCAUUGCACUGUUCAAGCGGGAAAUAAGCCGGCCUGUGUCGCCCUCGUUGUGUGAUAAACGRCACAGUAUGGGCAACAUCCGAAGUGUCGUGGAUGCGUGA
Messenger RNA from Ramularia collo-cygni, 1437 nucleotides. Its product is annotated as probable glutamate 5-kinase. Lineage: Eukaryota; Fungi; Ascomycota; Dothideomycetes; Mycosphaerellales; Mycosphaerellaceae. Gene Ontology annotation, molecular function: RNA binding; glutamate 5-kinase activity; ATP binding. Gene Ontology annotation, cellular component: cytoplasm; cytosol. Bases 1 to 1437 code for a protein of 478 amino acids. The record is from RefSeq and is a predicted model, not a curated record. The transcript has 2 exons.